AGUCCCAGGAGGAGUUCCAAACCAGUCUGCAGAACUUGCUAAGGAAAAGAGAGAGAAUGAGAAAGCAAGAGAGGGAGAAAGUCAGAGCGCUAGGAAGAAACCAAAACAGAAAAACAGAAAGGGAACGAAAGAAAGAAAGAAGCCAGAGGGCAGGAAGGUAGACGCUGCAAGCAGAUGCCACUUGCUUAUCAUGAACGAUCUUCACAGAGGCGGUCUUCUGACUGAGAACAGCACGGUCCUUGGCAGAAAAGGUGGACAAGUCGUAUUUUCAAGAGAAGAUGACUUUUAACAGUUUUGAAGGAUCUAGAACUGUUGUACCUGCAGACACCAAUAAGGAUGAAGAAUUUGUAGAAGAGUUUAAUAGAUUAAAAACAUUUGCUAACUUCCCAAGCAGCAGUCCUGUUUCAGCAUCAACAUUGGCGCGAGCGGGCUUUCUCUACACUGGUGAAGGAGACACCGUGCAGUGUUUCAGUUGUCACGCGGCAGUAGAUAGAUGGCAGUAUGGAGACUCAGCUGUUGGAAGACACAGGAGAAUAUCCCCAAAUUGCAGAUUUAUCAAUGGUUUUUAUUUUGAAAACGGUGCCACACAGUCUACAUCUCCUGGCAUCCAAAAUGGCCAAUACAAAUCUGAAAACUGUGUGGGAAACAGAAAUCCUUUUGCUCUUGACAGGCCGUCGGAGACUCAUGCAGAUUAUCUCCUGAGAACUGGACAGGUUGUAGAUAUUUCAGAUACCAUAUACCCGAGGAACCCGGCCAUGUGUAGUGAAGAAGCCAGAUUGAAGACAUUUCAGAACUGGCCAGACUAUGCCCAUUUACCCCCCAGAGAGUUAGCUAGUGCUGGACUCUACUACACGGGGAUUGAUGAUCAAGUGCAAUGCUUUUGUUGUGGUGGAAAACUGAAAAAUUGGGAACCCUGUGAUCGUGCCUGGUCAGAACAUAGGAGACACUUUCCCAAUUGCUUCUUUGUUUUGGGCCGGAAUGUUAAUGUUCGAAGUGAAUCUGGUGUGAGUUCAGAUAGGAAUUUCCCAAAUUCAACAAAUUCUCCAAGAAAUCCAGCCAUGGCAGAAUAUGACGCACGGAUCGUUACUUUUGGAACAUGGCUAUACUCAGUUAACAAGGAGCAGCUUGCAAGAGCUGGAUUUUAUGCUUUAGGUGAAGGUGAUAAAGUGAAGUGCUUUCACUGUGGAGGAGGGCUCACGGAUUGGAAGCCAAGUGAAGACCCUUGGGAACAGCAUGCUAAGUGGUAUCCAGGGUGUAAAUAUCUAUUGGAUGAGAAGGGACAAGAAUAUAUAAAUAAUAUUCAUUUAACCCAUUCACUUGGGGAAUCUGUGGUAAGAACUGCUGAAAAAACACCAUCAGUAACUAAAAAAAUCGAUGAUACCAUCUUCCAGAAUCCUAUGGUGCAAGAAGCUAUACGAAUGGGAUUCAACUUCAAAGACAUCAAGAAAACAAUGGAAGAAAAGCUCCAAACAUCUGGGAGCAACUAUCUAUCACUUGAGGUUCUGAUUGCAGAUCUUGUGAGUGCUCAGAAAGAUAAUUCGCAGGAUGAGUCAAGUCAGACUUCAUUGCAGAAAGACAUCAGUACUGAAGAGCAGCUAAGGCGCCUACAAGAGGAGAAGCUUUGCAAAAUCUGUAUGGAUAGAAAUAUUGCUAUAGUUUUUGUUCCUUGUGGACAUCUGGUCACUUGUAAACAGUGUGCGGAAGCAGUUGACAAAUGUCCCAUGUGCUACACAGUCAUUACGUUCAAGCAAAAAAUUUUUAUGUCUUAAUCCAGCACCACAGUAGGCAUGUUAUGUUCUUCUUACUGCAAUUGAAUGUGUGAUGUGAGCGAACUUUAAGUAAUCAGCAUCGCAUUCCAUUAGCAUCUGCUCCCAGAUGGAAACAAAUGUUAACAGCACUGUUUCAGGCUAAUCUUUGAAUUUCUGGAUCUUGAAUUCCCGAUCUUAGGUUAUUAGCUGUUUUACCAUUUAUCCAGGGUUUGACGCGUUUGAAACCUUAGACAAAGAAGCAUUUUAUAACUUUUCACAUGUAUAUUUGUAGUACACUGACUUGUUUUCCGUGUAUAAGUGAAUGAGUCACCUGCAUUUUUCAUUCCUUUUUUCAUAAGCUUAACAAGCGGAGUGUUCUGUAUAAGCAGGGAGGUUUGAUUUAAUCUGCCCAAUCAUUUUAAUUUGCUUAUUGUAAACAGGGAAAGAACUGUUCCACACUGGUGGGAGGAUGAACAUUGUUUUUAGAUGUUUGUUUCUGUGUUUUAGGAUUCUGUUCAUUUACUUGGGAUUUAUUGGAAUUGUAAAUGUACUUAUAUGAAUAUUUUUAAGUGAUUUUGCCAUCUCCUAAAAGAUAUCUAAUGGUGGACUACCACCUAACUAGCAUGUACUGACAUAGAAAAGCAUCACAGAUAUAUGUAUAAAACAGAGAUG
Molecule: messenger RNA, 2420 nt
Organism: Rattus rattus (black rat)
Lineage: Eukaryota; Metazoa; Chordata; Mammalia; Rodentia; Muridae
Gene: Xiap
Product: X-linked inhibitor of apoptosis
Exons: 7
Coding region: 279-1769 (496 amino acids)
Biological process (GO): regulation of cell cycle; negative regulation of apoptotic process
Cellular component (GO): cytoplasm; spindle microtubule; nucleus
Molecular function (GO): cysteine-type endopeptidase inhibitor activity involved in apoptotic process
Source: RefSeq, a predicted model, not a curated record